CAGCUCUUCUUGCUACCGGUCUAACUGGACAGAGUAACCCCAUUCAAGGACUGAGGUUGGUUUUCUCCCUUCCUUUUUUUCCCCGUCAAGGGUUAACUGCAAUUCCUGGCUUGUUUCAUCAAGCAAAAUUCCUCCCUGGGAAAACGCCUAUUUUUCUCCUAAGAGCCGGUAUGUUUAAAAGGCUGUUUGUGCUUGAACUACACACACUCUUCAAGAUGUCCUUCUGGGUGGCAGUCGUGGUUGCCUUGGUGGUCAGUCUUUUUGGGGCCUUCUACCUCAUGGGCUUCUUCCGCCAAAAACGACCCAAUGAACCCCCUUUGGACAUAGGACUCAUUCCCUGGCUUGGACAUGGAUUACACUUCCGAAGUGACAGUCUGGAUUUCCUGCAAAGCAUGCAGAAGAAACAUGGAGAUAUCUUCACCACCUUGAUUGCAGGACAGUAUUUCACCUUCUUGAUGGACCCGUUGUCUUUCGGUAGCAUCUUCACGGAAGCCCAAAGCAAACUGGAUUUUAUUUCAUUUGCAGCUGAGCUGGUUCUCAGGUUGUUUCAAUUUGAGGCCUCCCAUGACACUCACAAGAUCCUCAAAGUCUCCAGCGCAAAACAUCUGAAGGGAGAGGGCCUGGUGGUGAUAACCGAAGCCUUGAUGGACGCUUUACAGGCCGUCUUACUUCAAUGGCAAGAAACCUCCAAAGAGGAUCCAAAGUCCUGGAAAGAAGACGGCUUGUACCACUUCUGUAACAACACGGUCUUCCGAGCUGGGUAUCUGGCUUUGUAUGGCACCGAACCAGCUAAAGGUGAAAAUCAGAAAGAAAAGGCGGAACAAAGAGACCAGCAUCACACCGAAGAGAUAUACAUUGAAUUUUGCAAAUACGACAAACUCAUCCCACGCCUGUUAUACUCCUUGUUGACUCCAUGGCAGUGGAGCCAAGUGAAGAACCUCUGGAACUACUUCUGGCAGGUGCUUUCGGUGAAGAACAUCUACCAGAAGGAAAACACCAGCCGGUGGAUCAGUGACCAGGCUCAACAGCUGGCCGAAAGUGGGAUUUCAGAAGAGAUGAGAGACCGAUACAUGUUCCUGCUCCUUUAUACUGCUCUAAGUAACACCAGUCCAGCUUCCUUCUGGCUUCUGGAGUACCUGAUGAAGCAUCCCAAAGCCAUGGAAGAGGUCAAGAAGGAGAUCCUGGAGGUGGUGAAGAAGUCAGGCCAAGAGGUGACCUCCCGUGAGAAGCCCUUGAAUGUCACCAAGGAGAUGCUAAACCAAACGCCCAUCCUGGACAGCGCUUUGGAAGAGACCCUGAGGUUAGUGACAGUGCCGUUGUUGAUCCGGUUGGUUUUACAAGACAUGGAUUUGAAGCUCCACAAUGGAAAGUCCUACUUGUUGCGUAAAGGUGACAAAAUUGCCCUCUUUCCUUACCUCUCGAUCCACAUGGACCCUGAAAUCCAUCCGGAUCCCCAGGUCUUCAAAUAUGACCGUUUCCUCAGCCAAAACGGCAACAAAAAGGAAUUUUUUAAGAAUGGCGAGAAGGUGAAAUAUUUCGCCAUGCCUUGGGGAGCUGGGACCUCCAUGUGUCCCGGCCGCUACUUUGCCACCAAUGAAAUCAAGCUUUUCACCUUCCUGAUGCUGGCUUGUUUUGAUCUGGAACUGAUCAAUCAGCAGGAGGAGAUCCCUCCCACCAACAAGACCCGCUACGGGUUUGGGGUGAUACAACCCAUGAAUGACGUCCAAUUUAGGUACCGAUGCCGGUGCUAAAGGCCAAGGCUGCGAUCCGCACACACGAUGAUCCAAGAUAACCAGGGAGAUUUCACCAAUGAACUGGUUUAUCUCUAUGUAGUAGAAUUUCUCUCUCUCUCUCUCCCUCUCUCUCUCCCUUUCUCUCCCCCCCUUUCUGUCUCUCUCUCUGUGUGUGUAUGUCUGCCUGUGUGUGUGUUUGUAUGCUAACCUUUCCUUUCUUUUUCAUACUUAGCUUGCACAUGAUAAUCUAGGAUAAUCUGGGACAUAUCACUAGUAUAUUAAUUUAUCUAUGUUAUUUAAUCAGACUCUUUGUGUGUAUGAUUGUGUGUGUGUGUGUGUGUGUGUUUGUGUGUGUGUUAACUCCUUUUCCUUUUGCGCACAAUCUAGGAUAAUCAGGGAUAUCUCACCAGUGAACUAUAACAUUAUGAAAACAUUGUGUGUGUGUGUGUGUGUGUGUUAACCCUUUUCUUUAUUUGUGCACACUUAUCUUGCACAGGGUAAUCUAGGAAAACCAGAGGUAUGUCACUGGUGAACUAAUUUAUCUCUAUGUUAUGGAAUCAGACUGUGUGUGUGUGUGUGUGUGUGUGUGUGUGUGUGUGCGCGCGUAUCUGUGUAAUGACCAGGACUUAGGGGACAGUAUCAAUUGUGAAUACAUCCAGAUGGCCCCACUCUCUCUGGCUACUUGCAGACCCAUGAUUGCAAGGUCAUGAAAAGACAGCAAAGGAAACACCCAAUAUUCUACCCCACCCGGGAACAUGUGGUGCCUUGGGGAAACACCCAAUAUUUUACCCCACCCGGGAACAUGUCAUGUUUGGAAACACCCAAACCACCAAAACAGAACAUAUUAGCUACUUCUGCUUUCUUCCUUUUUUAUCUACAGUGUGCCAACCUUAAAGGGCAAAGUCUCUAUCUUAUGUGUGUCAGCUUUGCUGGAGCAUAACUUAUGUAAUCAAAGUAGGCAUAAAAAUAAGGCCUUUUCGAUAUUUGGAGCUUUUCUCUUUUUAGAGAAGCCUGUCUUUACUCAGCUGAAUA
This is a messenger RNA of Crotalus tigris (Tiger rattlesnake), 2765 nucleotides long. Its product is annotated as 7-alpha-hydroxycholest-4-en-3-one 12-alpha-hydroxylase-like. Gene Ontology annotation, molecular function: heme binding; sterol 12-alpha-hydroxylase activity; iron ion binding. Bases 171 to 1751 code for a protein of 526 amino acids. The record is from RefSeq and is a predicted model, not a curated record. Lineage: Eukaryota; Metazoa; Chordata; Lepidosauria; Squamata; Viperidae. The transcript has a single exon.